This is a messenger RNA of Drechmeria coniospora, 1587 nucleotides long. RefSeq lists its product as uncharacterized. The record is from RefSeq and is a predicted model, not a curated record. The transcript has a single exon. The coding region runs from base 1 to 1587 and encodes 528 amino acids. Gene Ontology annotation, molecular function: transcription coregulator activity. Gene Ontology annotation, cellular component: cytoplasm; SBF transcription complex. Lineage: Eukaryota; Fungi; Ascomycota; Sordariomycetes; Hypocreales; Ophiocordycipitaceae.
AUGACGGCCGAAUGGCGCGGCGGGGUCGCGUCGUCCGUGUCGCACCCUCUGCCUCUUCCUUUCCCACGCUCCGUCGAGACACGCGACGAGGAGACGAUGCGAGACCGGACGACGGCCCGCUCGUCGCCGUACCAGACGCUCGACGGUAGCAGCUCGUCGCAGAGCUUGUGCCGCUCCGUCUCCCGCUCUCAGGAGUCGGCCGUCGGCACGGCGUCGGACGACCAGGUCGUGACGCCACCAGCGAGCGACACCAGCGGCGGCGCCCUCGUCGUCGGCAUCGACGGCCACGAGGGAGGCGCGGGCCAGGGCGGACAGAACGACCAGCUGGACCGCCUGUCGGCCCUCGCCGCCGCCCAGCACAGGAUGGGGCCGGACGAGGCGGCGGCGGCGGGCUCGCGGAAACGCACGGCCGACGGCGAGGUCAAGUCGAGCGACGGCAGCGUGAGUCCCGCCAAGGGACAUUCGCGGACCGUCAGCGCCGUCAGCGUCGCCUCGACCGUCGACGGCAACAUCGGUGAAGUAGGCGACGACGCCCAUCCCGUCCCCUUUGCUCGCGCGAGCGUUCGUCCGUCGUCUCGUGCCGCUGACCUGCCUCGUCCCUCCGUCCAGCUGUCGGCCGAGCUUCGGACCCGUCUGUCGUAUGCCAUGGUCAAGGUCAGCCGCGGCUGGCAGUCACGCUCCCUCGACGAGGUCGAAUCUCUCGCCUCCCAAGUGACUUCCCCGAUAUCGAGCAGCGCCUCGACGGCGCAGCGCCGGCACGAGUCCUCGGCGAGCCCGCGACCGACGGCGCCGCCGACGGCUCAGGUUCACUUUGCCGCCGAGCACAGGCCCGUGACCGUGGCCGCGGCAGGCCCGGUCAAGUCGAGGUCCAAGUCCAAGUCCAACUCUCCGCAUGCGCCGCCGCCGGCUCUCGCUCCGCCGGCGUCGAUCCAGCCGGCGACGGCCAUGUUGGCGUCCGAGGCUCGUCCGAACCCCCGGCGCCACUCCCACUCGCGUCUCACGCCUACGCUGCUCGCCCACGCCUUCUCGCCUUCUCCCAGCACGCCCGGUCAGGCGCCGCGGCUCGACGGCAGCAACCCGAUAUCGCGCCUCGACCAGGACGCGGCUGAGAGCCUGUUGUUCAUGAGCAGCCCCGGAAACUCGGCCGGCCUGAAGCACUCCUUCUCACCCUCGCUCUCGCCUCCUCGCGCCGGCCGACAGGCGCUGCCGAGCGCGCCCCGGAAGGCGCUCCCAUCCCAGCGACCGGCCUUUCCGCCUCCGAAGAAGGCGAGCUUGGACAGGCGCCCGCCCCUGGCGCCGCCCCUGGGCUCGCCGAUGGAUCUGGACGGGCCGGCGCGGCGGCCAUCGGCGUCGCCGGACAGGGGUCCGUCGAGGAGACGGCCGAACGGCACGGGCAACCACGUGCGCGGUGCGCUCUCGCUCCCCAGCGGCCUCGGCCUCGGCGACGGCACGGCGAGGAAGCUGCUGCAGGACGAGGACAUUGAACGGAUGCUGGACCGCGCGGGGGCCGAGGCGGGCGACAGCUCCGACGACGACGAGAUUCGACUGCCGCCGAGACGAGGCGUGCCGGGUGUCGUGCGGGCGUAG